UGUGGGGGUUUGACCCAGUUUCCGCGUAAACAUGGACGUGGAAAACCACAAACUUCCCGUUAUUUUUACUAAGACCUCGGAGCGUAUGUAAGCACACCGUAUAUGAUUUUAGGUUUGCAUGAAUGUAUAAACGCGUGCUUUGAUGUUUAUAUCGCGGAGCGCUGAACCGUUGCGCUUGUCACGUGACUGUGGGCGGUCCCCGCGAUCAUAACAAACAACUCGCAGCAGAGACGCGAUGUUUUUAUGAGGGUCGUUGCUUUUUAUUUUGUUUCUGCUUUGGAUCAGGAAGUGCAUGUUGAUCAUAUCCACCUCGAGCAAUAAGUGCGAAGAUUUCAAUCGAAUGGAACAUGUCUGUGACACCAGCAGAGCGUUGUUUUGAGCCACUGGAGGAGCAGGAGGACGUUAAACCUGUGGCAUUGGUUCGUCGGAAUCUGUUCGGUCCCGUGGAUCACCAGCAGUUGCAGCAGGACUUUCAGAGACUGAUAAGCAUGAGUGUGGAGAUCGCGAAGCAGCGCUGGAACUUUGACUUCCAGAGGGACAAGCCGGUCUCCGGCACCAUCGAGUGGGAGGAGCUGCCGUGCCGGGAUGUGCCGGCGUUCUACCAUAGUUGUGUGGUGAGGCCUGAUAUGCCGAGGAUUAGAGGUGGUACCUUCACACGCUCACCCACAACUGAUGCAACUGAAAAAUAUCCGGAGAGGCGUAGUAGAGGAACUUUGAAAGGAACAAAACCAGAGCAGAGAUUUCUGAGAGUCAAACGGAAACAAGCAAACAUCACAGACUUUUUCAGAGUGACCAAGAAAAGGUUUCUUGAUCAUAAAAACUCAGGAGAGUAAAUACACAAACCACAAAACUUUACUGGAUCAUUUUUGGUUGUAUAAAUGUAUAUACAAUAUCUGCACAUUGUUCCGCUAACAGUUAGUUUUGUAUACUUAUUACGUUUUUUACAUUUUUUAAAAAGUUAAUAUAUUUUCUGCAUUAUAAAUACUUACCCCAUAGUAUAUAUAAGAUAUGAACACUGUAUAUAAUAUUACAGUGAAUCUCCCAUUUUUUUUUAUUAUCUGUAAAACAACAUGGAACCAUAAUAUAUCAUCUAAAUGAUUUUGUAGGUUACUUUUGAGAUCAUUCAGUAAAUAAAUUCCUAUAUAUUUAAUUGACUUACAAGCUUUUUAAUAUAUCUAGUUUAUUCAAGGGUUUUUUAUUCACUUAUUUUAUAAUUUAAUUAAAAUUAUCUAAAGAAAUCUUGAUACCAUAUUGUAUCAAUCAAAUCUGAAAAGAACCAUGGAAUAAGUAUUUAUAAUGCAGAAAACAUAUUAACAUAUACUGUUUCAAAUACUGUGAAAGUCUGCAAAAUGCACUAUAAAAUGACUGUUUGUAAAGCUUUUGGUGAUCUUGUGACAUAGCAAUCAUUAAGAUUCCAAAUGCAAUAGAUAUAUAUUGUACACAGUAUUUUGUAACUGUUGUUUGUAACAAUCAUUUAAUGUCCUGUAAUUAUUUUGUUAACACUUAACAAUAAGAUUGUAUUUGUUAACUUUAGUAAAUGCAUUAGCUAACAUGAUCGAACAUAAGCAUUAUAGUUUACAAUUAUUCAUAUUAGUUCAUUGUGACUUAACUAAUGUUAAAUAUUAAUCAAUUCUGCAAAACUAUAUUGUUCAUUGUUAAGUAUGUUAGCUAAUGCAUGCUAAAUUUAACAUGAAGUAAAAUUAAUAAAUGCUGUAAUAUUGUUUGUUGUAAAUUCAAAUUAGCCAAUGCAAUUACUAACGUUAACAUAUACAACUUUAUUGUAAAGGGUUACCAUUCAUUUUACUUAUUUUAUAUCUAAAAAUGCAUUAUAAAUUGACAAUGCAAAACAUUUAUAGGAUACAAGUAUCUGAGCCAUUAAUUUAGUUUAAAUUUGUUUGGUGUAUUAAUAACUAUGCUUUAACAGACUCACCUAGCAAAAUACAUAUGCUACACUUGGAUCUUUUUGAGAUUAUCCAAUCUUAGACUUUUAUGAAACACAAAAAAGUGUACCCGAGCGGUGUCUUAAGGGAACCGUUCACAUUUUGCGUCUAAAAGCUGAUUGGUUGGUUCUUGUCACAUGACCUGCGGUGCAUGCACGGCAUUCUGAAAGUUGAAACAUUCUCAACUCUGUGUUGUGCCAUUGCACCUGGAAAAAAAAAGAGCACUUUGCUCAUUAUUUAAACACGAUUGCCACACACCUACAUUUAACAAUAACGUACUUGCGCAUGCAAAAGACGCAAAAUGUGAACGGCCACUUAUGAGGCUGAUUUACAACUACCUUUCCUGUUUUUCAUCACAUAGAAAUCAAAGACAUUUUACAUCUCUUGUUCAAUUGUUUCAUGUUUUUGUUGGAUUAUUUUUUAAUGUACCUACUCAAAUGUGUGUGUUAAAUCAGUUGAAGGUUAUAUCAGAUGUUAAUAAGGCAGCUAUUUCAUUUAACCAAAGUAUUUGCUCCUGAUAAGUAAAGCCGCUUCUGGACUUCUGUUAAAGGAUUAAAUGAAGUCACUACAUGGUACCAUGUGCUCAGAAACUGAACACCAGACUGCAUUCAAAGCUCCGUUCAUCUUAAACACACUUUCAGAGUUUUUUUUCAGCUUUGUAUAUCUUUUCAAAUUGUAUUAAUUGCCUUAAAAUAGUUCUCUACCUCAAAAUUUACAAAUAUCUUUAUUGAUAUGCACUCACACAUAUAAGAAAACAUUGUAGCAUUUGUUUUUGAUCUUUGUAGCAGUUUUAUUUUGACGUUACACGAUGAUGUACUUUAAAUGUCCCAGUUUUCUUUUUUAAAGUGAUUCAUGUUUGCUGUGUCAUUUUGUUUUUGCUAUAUAAAAAGUGCCUCUUGAUGCCACAUGUUAAAUUUUGCACUAUGUCAACCUGAUGUCAGAAAGUGACGUUUACCAUUCAUCAUGUCUCAAUGCAAUAAAUGCUUUGUAUUGUAAUUAAUGCAUGGUAUUUUGUCAACUAUUAUCCAGGUAUAGUUCACAGUGAUUGUAUGUUACGAAUAUGUUAAAACAAGUUGAUUUAACAAAAAUUAUGUAUAUGCAAAAGUAAACCAUAAAAAUUAUGUUUAAAGCUA
Messenger RNA from Paramisgurnus dabryanus, 3073 nucleotides. It is a transcript of the gene cdkn1d, whose product is annotated as cyclin-dependent kinase inhibitor 1D. The record is from RefSeq and is a predicted model, not a curated record. Lineage: Eukaryota; Metazoa; Chordata; Actinopteri; Cypriniformes; Cobitidae. Gene Ontology annotation, biological process: regulation of mitotic cell cycle; signal transduction by p53 class mediator. Gene Ontology annotation, cellular component: nucleus. Gene Ontology annotation, molecular function: cyclin-dependent protein serine/threonine kinase inhibitor activity.